Messenger RNA from Metschnikowia bicuspidata var. bicuspidata NRRL YB-4993, 858 nucleotides. RefSeq lists its product as uncharacterized. NCBI's taxonomy places the organism in Eukaryota, Fungi, Ascomycota, Pichiomycetes, Serinales, Metschnikowiaceae. The transcript has a single exon. The coding region runs from base 1 to 858 and encodes 285 amino acids. The record is from RefSeq and is a predicted model, not a curated record.
AUGGAAAAAUUAUUACAAUGGUCUAUUGCACAACAGACGGGUGACAAGGAGACACAGGAGAAAAUCGGCCAACCGGACCCAAAAAUGUUGCUGCAACUAUUCGGAGGACCGGAUGAGCCUACGCUCAUGAAGCAGUCAAUGAUGGUAGCUAGCAAUCCAGAAGCUACUGACGAAGAUAAGGAAAUAGCUUUGGAGAACUUUGAGAUGCUCAUUGAGAAUCUCGACAAUGCCAACAACAUCGAAAACAUGAGGCUUUGGCCUGCAGUCAUCGACCAGUUGCACAGCGAGAACCAGACUUUCCAGGUCUUGUCCGCUUCAAUUAUUGCUAUCGCAACGCAAAACAAUACACCUAGUCAGGUUGCUUUUGCCAAACAAGAAAGGGGUCUUAAGAAACUCAUCGAGCUUGCGUCCAACUCUGAUACCCCAAAAGAAUUACAUUUGAAAUCCACAUUUGCAUUGGCCAGCUUGAUAAGAAACAAUGAGGAUGCAGCAUCAAAGUUCAUCAGCUCCGACGGAUUGGCAUGUAUCAAUUUAGUGUCAAGUCUUAAAGACCAUAAAUCGCUACUCAGAAAAUUAUCUUUAAUCUCGGCAGUGUUGUCGACAGGCUCGAGCGCACAAAGAUCGGAGCAGGUCCGCAGUCUUGAUAUGCCUAAAUGUCUUAUUGAAAUUUUGAGCCCCGAAUACCAAACUUCUUGCAUAGAUAAAGCUCUUAAUGUGAUCUCACAACUCAAGCAAUUCAAUUUUGCCUUCACGGACGCUGAGCUUGAAAAUUUGAAAGUACACAUGAGCACCAUCCAGCCAUUGGAGGACAAACUUUCUCAGGAUGACUUCAUUUCCGUGCGGGGGAUCAUCGCUUAA